AUCCCCUGGCUAGUGCGGGGCUGCCCUUGUCAUUUCCACCCACACGCAACCCGCAAAACCCAUGAGCUGCUAGCGGGGUUGUGGGACUUGCGUUGGUGAAAUGAAUCUCCUUUCUCGGCGGUGUUCUGAGGCUGUCCAGCGUAGGAUUCCUGGUAGUGUUUUCGGUCCAGCGUGCAGCAGGUUUAGGGUGGUGUCGCUGUGUUAUUUUUGCAGUCGGGGCUGCAUGUUUCCUGGAGAACAGAGCCCAGAGAAUCAACAUGUCCCCUGCUUGCUUUUAUGGAGACAGCUCUGCCCUGGAUUCCAUCCUAGGAAUUUCCAGGAAAAAGACAGAAGGUGCACUGGGGCAGCAUCCACCAUCAGUGUCUUACGUGAAAGCUGAGCAAGACGACUUGUUGGGGCUCCAGCCAGAUGAGCCAGCGAACCCCAAGGUUCUGAGAGUUGCCAUCAUUGGGGCACCAAAUGCUGGGAAAUCUACCCUAUCUAAUACGCUCUUGGGCAGAAAGGUUUUCCCAGUGUCCAGCAAGGUGCACACCACGCGUUGCAAGGCCUAUGGGGUCAUCACAGAAGACGACACUCAGCUGAUCAUCCUGGACACGCCUGGCCUCACCAGCCCGACGAAAGCCAAAAGGCAUAAUCUGGACAGAUCCUUGAUACAGGACCCCUGGGACAGCAUGAAACACGCAGACCUAGUGCUGGUUUUGGUGGAUGUGUCAGAACGCUGGGCGCACACUUGCCUGAGUUCCCAGGUGCUGCAGUGUCUCUCCCGGUUCCCCCAGAUCCCCAGCAUCCUGGUCAUGAACAAGGUGGAUCUGCUGAAGAAAAAGGCCCUUCUGCUAGACCUGGUAACCGAGCUCACCGAGGGAGUCGUAAAUGGAAAGAAGCUGCACGUGAAAUCUUUGUCUAGGACGCAUUUAGACCCCGCCAGAAAUAAUCCCCUUCCAAGCAUCCCAGCGUGCACGCCGGAGAACGCGCCCAAAGAUGGGGGUUGCCUCCAGGAGGGCAGUGAAGUCCAGAGGGGCCCUGGCUCAGAUACCAGUUGUGACGCAAAAGCAUCAGACUCGGGCCAUGUGUUGGGAGGCACAGAGAAGGCGCAAACAGCGACCCCCCAGGUAUCUAGAGAUGGAAAGAUCAAGAAAGGCUGGCCCCACUUCCGGGAGAUCUUCAUGCUAGCAGCUCUCAAUGGCGAGGCAGUGGAGACGCUGAAGAGGUACCUCCUGAUGCAAGCCAAGCCUGGCCGAUGGGAGUACCACAGCAAGGUUUUGACAAGCCAGUCCCCCCAGGAGAUCUGUGAGAACAUCAUCAGGGGGAAGCUACUGGAGUAUCUGCCGCAGGAAGUGCCCUACAUGGUGCUCCAGGAGACGGAGCUGUGGGAGGAAGGGCCGAGUGGGGAGCUCACCAUCCUGCAGAACCUGCUGGUCCCAAAGGAGACCCACGUGAAGAUGCUGAUCGGCGUGGGAGGUCAGCUGGUCAGCAGGGUUGCUCGGGAGGCUGGAGAGGAGCUGAUGAACGUCUUCCUGUGCGACAUCCACUUGAAGCUCUGCGUGAAGCUGAAGAAGUGAGCAGCUCGCGCAGAUGUUGCCGGCUCCCGUCUGAGCGCGAGCGAGGCGAUGGACACGCUGAAGAACAUGGAGCCGCCCCGUUUGGGUGGGGCCAGGAGUCUCCCCCGGCGCAGGGAGGGGCGCUGAGCGAGCCCAAGGAGAAUACGCACGUGGGGGUCUGAAGUGCAGUGAGGCUACGGCUGGGCCGGGGUGAAAUCUCCACUGCCACGGACUAUCCAGCGAGACACGGCGUGGGCGAUGGGGAGCCAGCCACGGCACAGGCCCAGUGCUGCGUUUCCGGGGCUGUCUGGCUUUGCUCCCUCUCCUGCCUCUCGGCGUUCGCUGCCUUUGGGCGACUUGCCCCAGCAAAGCAAGCGGCACUGGCUGGGGCCGGGCGGGAAGGGCCGAUUCUGCAGCGGGCGGACUGAAGUGGCGAUAGCAGGGAGGAGUAAAUUUUGAAUCUCAAAGGCCAGGGUUGUUUCUGAAGGGCUCAGGUGGGUUGCGUCUGCGCAUGUGCCCGGAUGCAGGCGCGGCCUGAGCCCUGCUCCGUCCAGGACGCGGGGAGGGGGCUGCGUGAAGGCUGCUUUGGGGUCCUUUGGCCUGGCAACAGCCCUUCAGCGUGCCAAGGCCUGCUGGCACGGGGGGUUCCCAGUGGCAUGUCUUCAGUGGGUGCUCCAGUCGCAAAGGCUGCACCGUCCCAGCCCCGCACGCCUGCGGCUCUCCCCUGGGACCGCAGCACGUCCUGCUGUCCCUCGUGCAAGGUGACUGGCUGGGAGUGCAUGGAAAUGGGCCUCGAGGAGCCAGGUGUUGCUGGGGGGCUGGGCAGGGGGCUUAGCCUGUUCGGGGUAGCCGGGAUACCGGAGGGUUGAGGGACUAACAGCCGUGGCUCCCAGCUAGAGCCCCUCCACAGCGGUGCAGCGUUUUCCCGUCCCCCUCGCCUCCUCCGCAAGCAUGUGUGGUGCCUCGUUUCCUCCCGCUUGCCUGAGGGCCGGAGGCGUUGCUUGGUGGCUGCGGGGGAGGGGGGCUGCCCGUGCCGCGCGACUGAGCCGAGUGUCGGGAGCAGAGCCCAGCAAUUAACAUGCGGACGCCUUCAGGUCCCGGCUCCUGUCGGGAACCCUGCCCUCCCCGGAAACCCAGGGCCAGUUUCUCCCUCCCCAGAGCAAAGGGGGGCGUCGGUGGCUCUGCCAGAGCCCACGGGCCGAUACGGUGGGAGUGUCUCAGCCACAGCCGCCUGCGGAUCCGUGGCCUGGCUUGUCUCCUGCGGCGGGGUUUCAGUCCCUUCGCUCGAUACCUGACUCCCAUUCCGCUGGCAAUACAGCAGCUCCCCUCCCCCUCUGGCAGUCACAGCACAGCUGCUAACAUUGGGCCAUUCUCCUGGCUCUUGCCUCCAGCGAAGCGGCGACGGCUUGCGGUGCCGGCGGGUGUGGCAGGGGAUAGGUGAGCUCUGAGGCUCUCCGGUUGGGUGCGGCGGGCGCCGUUCCUCUGCAGAGCAGUGGCAGGCUGAGGUUAGUUGCAAGCUGCUGUGAUGCAUGUUUCAGGGACUCUGCUAGGCGGAAGUUAGGUGCUCGAUCCCUGAAGCGGCUGGUCUCUGG
Messenger RNA from Pelodiscus sinensis (Chinese soft-shelled turtle), 3130 nucleotides. The record is from RefSeq and is a predicted model, not a curated record. NCBI's taxonomy places the organism in Eukaryota, Metazoa, Chordata, Testudines, Trionychidae.